Peromyscus leucopus (white-footed mouse) is the source of this 3816-nucleotide messenger RNA. It is a transcript of the gene Trpc5, whose product is annotated as transient receptor potential cation channel subfamily C member 5. Gene Ontology annotation, biological process: calcium ion transmembrane transport; manganese ion transport; regulation of cytosolic calcium ion concentration. Gene Ontology annotation, molecular function: inositol 1,4,5 trisphosphate binding; protein binding; store-operated calcium channel activity. The transcript has 11 exons. The record is from RefSeq and is a predicted model, not a curated record. Lineage: Eukaryota; Metazoa; Chordata; Mammalia; Rodentia; Cricetidae. Gene Ontology annotation, cellular component: membrane; cation channel complex. The coding region runs from base 892 to 3816 and encodes 974 amino acids.
CACACACACACACACACACACAAUCAACCGCGACGGGUUCUCCACAGCUCUCAGCCACCCCCAAAAAGAGAGAGGGAGACGAGCAGCAGAUGAGAACCUGGAGCAGAUAGAAGGGAAAAGAAGAGCUCAGGGUUGGACAUUUUGGGAUCUAGGGGUGGGGUGGAGAAAGGGAGCGCGCCUCCUUGAUUUUCCCCUGCCCACCCCUCUUUGCUUUUCUCUCCCCUUGGCUGGUAUAGGAUUUUCCUGAAGCAGCAGCAGUAGGGGAUAGAAACCUUUAGUCCAGAAAGGGGGGUUGGAGAGGUGGCUGGAGCUCCCAUCAGCUACCUAGCUUGAGGGUGCCUGUAAGAGUGUGAAUGCGGUUCCCCUCCACACACACCCCUCCACACACGCUCCUCUUCAUACCAGGGUGUCAGCUAUCCUCAAUUUCCCGGUGUUGGCUUCUCCGCUUGCUCUUAUUGUUUGUGGCUUGCCGCGUGAAAGGGGUGCGUGUGUUUGAAGGGGCUCAGGUUGGGAGAAAGAGCUGAGAUAGGACGAGCGGGAGCAGGACAAGAGCACCGGUGGAGAGAAGAGUUUCGGGCACUGGCGAAGGGGAAAGGUGAGGAGGUCUGGCCAGUCAGAGGGAAGUUUGGCAAUAACUGAAGAGCAAAGAGGGAAGCCCAGGUAGGAGUCAGUCCUUGGGCCCCUCUCAGCACCCUGAUCCCUUUGCCUGUGCUCAACCAUCCACCCACUCGGCAGCCUCCAGGCCCGGGACUGUCCCAGGCGGCUGCCUUUUGCGCGCAGCGGAAGACGAGUCCAGUAAGGCUGUCGCACCACGCGCCCCGGUGCACGGACUCCAGACAACACAAAUCUGAAGAAAGCUCCUGGCCUGGGCUUUCUCAAAUGCUAUGAACCAUGGCCCAACUGUACUACAAGAAGGUCAAUUACUCACCGUACAGAGACCGAAUCCCCCUCCAAAUUGUGAGGGCUGAGACUGAGCUCUCUGCUGAAGAGAAGGCCUUCCUUAAUGCUGUGGAGAAGGGGGACUAUGCCACUGUGAAGCAGGCACUACAAGAGGCCGAGAUCUACUACAAUGUCAACAUCAACUGCAUGGAUCCUUUGGGCAGGAGUGCCCUGCUCAUUGCCAUUGAGAAUGAGAACUUGGAGAUCAUGGAGCUACUGCUGAAUCACAGUGUGUAUGUGGGCGAUGCACUACUCUAUGCCAUCCGCAAGGAAGUGGUGGGCGCUGUGGAGCUUCUGCUUAGCUACAGGAAGCCCAGUGGAGAGAAGCAGGUUCCCACCCUGAUGAUGGACACCCAGUUCUCUGAGUUCACACCAGAUAUCACUCCCAUUAUGUUGGCCGCCCACACCAACAACUAUGAAAUCAUCAAAUUGCUUGUCCAAAAGCGGGUCACUAUCCCACGGCCUCACCAAAUCCGCUGCAACUGCGUAGAGUGUGUGUCCAGUUCGGAAGUAGACAGCCUGCGUCAUUCAAGGUCCCGACUGAACAUCUACAAAGCUCUGGCAAGCCCCUCACUCAUUGCCUUAUCAAGCGAGGACCCCAUCCUUACUGCUUUCCGGCUGGGCUGGGAACUCAAGGAGCUAAGCAAGGUGGAAAAUGAGUUUAAGGCUGAGUAUGAGGAGCUCUCCCAGCAAUGUAAGCUCUUUGCCAAGGACCUGCUGGACCAAGCUCGGAGCUCCCGAGAACUGGAGAUCAUCCUCAACCAUCGAGACGACCACAGUGAAGAACUUGACCCACAGAAGUACCACGACCUGGCCAAGCUGAAGGUGGCAAUCAAAUAUCACCAGAAAGAGUUUGUCGCUCAGCCAAACUGCCAACAAUUGCUUGCCACCUUGUGGUAUGAUGGCUUCCCUGGAUGGCGGAGAAAACACUGGGUAGUCAAGCUUCUGACCUGCAUGACCAUUGGCUUCCUGUUUCCUAUGCUGUCUAUAGCCUAUCUGAUCUCACCCAGAAGCAACCUUGGGCUGUUCAUCAAGAAGCCCUUUAUCAAGUUCAUCUGCCAUACAGCUUCCUAUCUGACCUUCCUCUUCAUGCUUCUCCUGGCUUCUCAGCAUAUUGUCAGGACAGACCUCCAUGUACAAGGACCUCCCCCAACUGUUGUGGAAUGGAUGAUACUGCCUUGGGUUCUAGGUUUCAUUUGGGGGGAGAUAAAGGAAAUGUGGGAUGGUGGAUUCACUGAAUACAUCCAUGACUGGUGGAACUUAAUGGAUUUCGCAAUGAACUCCCUCUACCUGGCAACUAUUUCCUUGAAGAUUGUGGCCUAUGUCAAGUAUAAUGGUUCUCGUCCAAGGGAGGAAUGGGAAAUGUGGCACCCGACUCUGAUUGCAGAGGCACUCUUCGCAAUAUCCAACAUUUUAAGUUCCUUGCGUCUCAUAUCCUUGUUCACAGCCAACUCCCACUUAGGGCCUCUGCAGAUCUCUUUGGGACGCAUGCUGCUUGAUAUCCUCAAAUUCCUCUUUAUCUACUGCCUAGUACUGCUGGCUUUUGCCAAUGGACUGAACCAGCUUUAUUUUUACUAUGAGACCAGAGCUAUCGAUGAACCUAACAACUGCAAGGGGAUCCGGUGUGAAAAACAGAACAAUGCCUUCUCCACGCUCUUUGAAACCCUUCAGUCACUCUUCUGGUCUGUAUUUGGCCUUUUAAAUCUCUAUGUCACUAAUGUGAAGGCCAGACACGAGUUCACCGAGUUUGUGGGAGCGACUAUGUUUGGGACAUACAACGUGAUCUCCCUGGUAGUGCUGCUGAACAUGCUCAUUGCCAUGAUGAACAACUCCUACCAGCUUAUUGCCGAUCACGCUGACAUUGAGUGGAAGUUUGCAAGAACGAAGCUCUGGAUGAGUUACUUUGAUGAAGGUGGUACCUUGCCACCUCCUUUCAACAUUAUCCCCAGCCCCAAAUCAUUCCUCUAUCUUGGCAACUGGUUCAACAACACCUUCUGUCCCAAAAGAGACCCCGAUGGAAGACGAAGGAGGCACAACUUGAGAAGCUUCACAGAACGCCAUGCUGAUAGCUUGAUACAAAAUCAACAUUAUCAGGAAGUUAUCAGAAAUUUAGUCAAGAGAUAUGUGGCUGCAAUGAUAAGAAACUCUAAAACAAAUGAGGGGCUAACAGAAGAAAAUUUUAAGGAAUUAAAGCAGGACAUCUCCAGCUUUCGAUAUGAAGUGCUUGACCUCUUGGGAAACAGAAAACAUCCAAGAAGAAGCUUUUCCACUAGCAGCGCUGAAUUCUCUCAAAGAGAUGAUACCAAUGAUGGCAGUGGUGGGGCUCGGGCCAAAUCUAAGAGUGUCUCUUUCAAUUUAGGCUGCAAGAAAAAGGCCUGCCACGGGGCACCUCUCAUCAGAACCAUGCCAAGAGCCAGUGAUGCUCAAGGAAAGUCAAAAGCUGAGUCAUCAAGCAAACGGUCCUUCAUGGGUCCCUCUCUCAAGAAACUGGGUCUCCUGUUCUCCAAGUUUAACGGUCAGACCUCUGAACCUACUCCAGAGCCCAUGUACACAAUCUCCGAUGGGAUCGCACAGCAGCAUUAUAUGUGGCAGGACAUCAGAUAUUCGCAGAUGGAGAAAGGGAAGGCAGAGGCCUGUUCUCAAAGUGAAAUGAACCUCAGUGAGGUAGAGUUAGGUGAAAUCCGGGGUGCUGCUCGGAGCAGUGAAUGCCCCCUAGCCUGUUCCAGCUCUCUUCACUGUGCAUCCGGCAUUUGCUCCUCAAAUUCUAAACUUUUAGACUCCUCAGAGGAUGUAUUUGAAACUUGGGGAGAGGCUUGCGACUUGCUCAUGCACAAAUGGGGUGAUGGACAGGAAGAACAAGUUACAACUCGGCUCUAA